AUGCAGGUGUCAGCUGGGGCCCAAUCAGGGGCAAAUUAUCAAGCUUCCGAGCAUGGAGGCUAUACUGCUUCAUCAGCUUCCGUUCAGCGACCUACGCUGGACUGUGCAUGUUACGAGUGUGGUGAGAUAGGGCACAUCAAGAGGUGUUGCCCCAGACUUAGACAGAGUGGGCAGGGGACUCAGUAUCAGGCUCCCCGAGCUCCGUUUGCACCAGAUCGAGGGGAUACAGGAGGGCGCGGUCAUUUGUACGCUUUUCCGAGUAGACCCGAGGCUGAGGUCUCCGAUGUGGUUGUCACAAGUACUAUCUCAGUUUAUGACCGGAUGGCUUCUGUUUUAUUUGAUCCCGGCUCUAUUUUUUCUUAUGUGUCUACGUAUUUUGCUGUGGGUCUGGAUAUGAUAUGUGACACCCUUGAUGCCCCUAUUUAUGUAUCUACUCCAGUUAGGGAUUCAGUGAUGGUAGAUAGCGUCUACCCUUUUGCGAUUACUUUCAUCAGUGCAGAUACUCCAUCUAUUGAUUCGGUUCCAGUGGUACGCGAGUUUGCAGAUGUGUUCCCCGCGGACUUGCCUGGUAUGCCACCGGAUCGUGAUAUUGAUUUCAAGAUUGAUUUAAGAAUUGAUUUAGACCCAGGGACUCGUCCUAUCUGUAUUACACCUUAUAGGAUGGCGCCAACAGAACUCAGGGAAUUGAAAGAGCAGUUGCGAGAUCUUCUGAGGUACCAUCAACUGAAGAUUCGCCAUCAACUGAAGAUUCGGGCGGAGGAUAUUCCUAAGACAAGUUUUCGGACCAGAAGUAAGGAGGAGCAUGAGAAACAUUUGAGAAUUGCUCUUGGGGUAUUGGGGGAGAAGGAGCUAUAUGCUAAAUUCUCCAAGUGUGUGUUCUGGUUUUCUUCUGUGUCCUUCGUAGGGCAUGUUAUUUCGAAGGAGGGUAUUAUGGUAAAUCCUCAAAAAAUUCAGGCAGUCAGGGAGUGGGCUAGGCCAACAUCACUGACAGAGAUCCGUAGCUUCGUGGACAGGGUGUUGGCUUGUGUUGAGGCUCGGUCGUCAUUUUUAGAACAGAUUAAGGCUAAGAAGUUUGAGGAUGCUAAGUUGUGGAAAAUUCAUGAUAAGGUAUUGCGUUGUGAGGCCAAAGAGGCCGUGAUUGAUGAAGAGGGCGUGCUGCAAAUCAAGGGGCGAGUAUGUGUGCCACGUGUGGGCGAUUUGUUUAAGACCAUUCUGACAGAGGCUCAUAGCUCGAGAGGGAUGCCCAUUCCCGAGCGGAAGUGGAAAAGAAUAGCCAUGGAUUUCGUGGUUGGUCUUCUGAAGACGUUGGGGAAGUUUGACUCCAUUUGGGUUAUUUUUGAUAGGUUGACUAAGUCUGCCCACUUCAUUCCAGUGAAGAUAACGUAUGAUACGGAGAAAUUGGCUAUAAGUCUACAUUCGUGA
Lycium ferocissimum is the source of this 1422-nucleotide messenger RNA. RefSeq lists its product as uncharacterized. Lineage: Eukaryota; Viridiplantae; Streptophyta; Magnoliopsida; Solanales; Solanaceae. The record is from RefSeq and is a predicted model, not a curated record. The coding region runs from base 1 to 1422 and encodes 473 amino acids. The transcript has 7 exons. Gene Ontology annotation, molecular function: nucleic acid binding; zinc ion binding.